AUGACCGACGAUGAAUCAGAUAUAGAAAACAUGGAUAUAGUAGCGGACUACGAGGAUAAUCCAGACUCCUCUGGGGUGGGAUAUAUGAGUCCUCCUCUCAGCCGUUUGACCCUGGAAAGUGAUUUAAACUACUCCAUUUACCGAUUAACGGUGGCACUUUGUGAUCCAUUGCAACAGCCACCUGAUAACGACAAGCAGGUAUUAAGUCUUGACUUUCUCGCAGAUAUACUUAUACCUUUAUCAUACCAUGAAGUAUCGCAAAAGCCCCAUUUUCUUUUUGAAACAAGCAGUGUACAUCUCAUUAAAUUCACGCUAUCAACCAUAUAUUUCCGGUUAUAUUGUGCUCUUCAAGAGACAUUGAACACAGACGACGAACUCAAAUUGCGACACGUCGAUAACUCGCCGGAUCAUUGGUUCGAAAAUUUGCAUUAUUGGGUCCCUUCGAAAGAAGUUCAGCUGCGACCUCGCCAAUUCAAGGUAUACUACUCCAUGUCAUGUUUACUACUCGUGGCAAUUUACAAGCUAUUUGCUCCGGAAUCGCCCAAAGAGCCUUAUAAUUUGACCAAAAACCCAUAUCUUUUCCAUCUUGUUCGAUCGUGGAAGUGCCAUACCAAUGUCAUAUUACUCGCAUUGGAAAUCGACCGACGAAUCGAACUUCAGAACGAAGAAGAAGAUUCAGACGAAAACCAGACCCCAGAGAUAAUAUACAAUGUGCUAGAAGGGUCAAGCGCUGUUAGAAGCGUACUUGCAUGGAUUCUCAACCAGAAUCCCUCCGUCGAUAUACCAGAUACUAAUCUGGACUUGGAGACCAUAGAAGAUCCUGACGUCGACUGGUCAUAUGAUAUCAAAGAACUUCCAUUGUUGGAGUUCGUACUUCCGUUGAGUCGACGUAGGGCCAAUUGUGGAGCACUUCGGGUUGAUAUGAGACUUAUUGUCAUUGCAUUAAUCAUCAUUAGAAGUGGCUCACAUGUUGUUUCCACUUCGAACCAGUCCUCAAAACCACCGGUAUCAUAUUCAUAUCGAAAGCAAGCUCAACAAGAUGCAAUCAGUUCUGUUGGUGAUUUGUUGGUAGACUUGGAAUACGAUGAUAGAUUUGAUGAGGAUAUCCGCUACGUUUUCGAGUUUGAACUAGAUGGUUUCCAGGAUGAGGACGAGAAACAAGGAAUCGAUGAUUCCCAAUUGGAGCCAGUUGCAAUUGGUGAUAACAUGGAAUACACACCCGCUUUUCUAGAGGUGAUCAAGUCGUUCGAAAGUGCAACGGAAGAAGAUAAACGCAAAUAUAUUUUCGAUGAUGUCACGGAACUCGGGUACUACUUGAAAUUUGUCAUUUUGAAAACGCUGUCCUCGUCAAAGGCUCAAGAUCUGCCAUGGGACCAAGUGCUUCUAAACUCGAUAGCAUACGCAAAACAUGCUGCGUCGGAGACUCAUUUUUACCUUUAUCCAGGUAUAGUGCUAGGAUUUUUGAAGAUGCCAGCCUCGAUAGAAGAUAUAGAAGAGUGUCGCAAGAAGAACCUCUUUCUACUCCCAAUUUCUCCCAUUACAAACUUUGAGUUGUUCCUCAAAAAUAAUACUCAACUCGCACGCAGUGUGUUGGAUGAGCUAAUGAUGUUCCCUUAUACCCGCAGCAAGACGCUUAACUUGUUAUCGAAAGAGCAAAACUUGAACCCUCUUAUGAUCGACUACGUUUAUGAGCUCGUUUCCGGACUUCGUGGUCGUCAAGAACAUAGUGCAUACACCUUCAGUCGUUUAGGUGGUAAAGUCAUUUUGGACGAACGAGAGAUACAGCUUUUUUUGCAUAACUUUCUCACUCGAUGUAGCGAGUAUUUUGCUGCCGUGGAUGGGUUUGAAGAUCUUGACGGCAAUCGUGUUAUACUCCCAGAAUCAGUAGCAAAGAAAACCAUGCUGUUGUUGUGCCUUAUGAUCAACCGAUUGGUAGCACAAGGAAUCAUUGCACUAGGAAGUGAUGGACCUUUUACUUUCAAUACGGAACUUCGGGGAUUGCUAAUUGGCUGGAUAGGAAGAGUCAAGGAAGCUAGAACGCUCUAUUUCGAAAUCAGCUCUGCUUUAUAUGACGAUGCAAGAGACGGUAUACGAGAACAAGCAAAUGGAUUUGAAGACGAAACUCGUGAAAAAGUUGAAGAACCACCCACUAAAGCCCGAAACUACGGUAUUUCGGAAUCCACAAUGGCCAAAAUCGAGUCAUGGGAAUCCAGUGCUGAGACCGUUGCUAUCGUCAACACCUCUAAAGCUAUCCGCGACGAAUUCGAUAAUUAUGUUGGUCGUUUGAAAGAGUAUAUCGCAUCGAUCGUAUGGGUAUCGGAGGUUCGCUCGAGCAUUCCUGCCGACAUCGUUGCUGGGGAUCUCAGGUUUUAUCUUGACAACUUUAACGUACUCUGUAAAGUGGACUACUUUGCUGGUGCCAUGUUUGAGGUGUUUGAAUCAUGUGUAAGUUCUGAGCCACGGUUGGGGGAAAGCGAAUUUAGUGAGGCUUUCAUAAAUGGCGAGACAGAGUUUAAGGAUGGUAAGAAGAAAAAGAAGAAGAAAAAGAGCAAGAAGAAGAAGUAG
Meyerozyma guilliermondii ATCC 6260 is the source of this 2565-nucleotide messenger RNA. Its product is annotated as CCR4-NOT core subunit. The coding region runs from base 1 to 2565 and encodes 854 amino acids. The transcript has a single exon. NCBI's taxonomy places the organism in Eukaryota, Fungi, Ascomycota, Pichiomycetes, Serinales, Debaryomycetaceae. The record is from RefSeq and is a predicted model, not a curated record.